This is a messenger RNA of Prunus mume (Japanese apricot), 1179 nucleotides long. NCBI's taxonomy places the organism in Eukaryota, Viridiplantae, Streptophyta, Magnoliopsida, Rosales, Rosaceae. The record is from RefSeq and is a predicted model, not a curated record.
AUGGUGCUGUAACCUCCUGAAGAACCCAAGCCAAAGCCAUGGUUUCAAUCCACUUCUCUUCUACUCUCCACCGUCUGAAACCACCACCGCCUCAUACCUCUCAGCUCUGCAACCUCAAACCCUCUUUCCUCUCCAAAAGCAACAAAUCCCCAAACACGAGGAAGAGGAUCGGCACCAGAUACGGAACGUGCAGAGCGGAGUUCUCAAACGACGCACCGUUUGCUGCAGCCAUCGGCGCCUGCAUGCUCUCUUCUCUGGUUCUUCCGGUCACUACUCCAGAGGACGAUGGCGGCGGCUCGCCCAUGGAUUCCACCGAUGCCAGGUUUGCAGUCAUGGGCAUCGUUAGCUUCAUUCCCUACUUCAAUUGGCUGAGUUGGAUUUUUGCGUUUCUGGAUACCGGGAAAAGGCGUUAUGCGGUGUAUGCGCUUGUCUACUUGGUUCCCUACCUCAGGUCGAAUUUGUCAUUGUCUCCUGAGGAGAGCUGGCUGCCUAUUGCUAGCAUUGUUCUAUGCAUUAUUCAUGUCCAGUUGGAAGCCAGUAUUAAAAAUGGAGAUCUUCAGGGCUUUCAAUUGUUUAGCGAGGCUGCAAAGCAUACUUCAUUCACGAGUAGAAAGAAAGAUCUGACUGGGCAUGAAGGGACCUCUGAGGAGGGGAGGAAAAGAGAAAAUAAGAACCUGCCAUCCAGCGAAGAGAUUGGGAGGUGGGGAGUUCCCAAGAAGCCUUUACAAGAUCAUGAACGCUCGAAUGAAGAUUGGGAUGAUGAUGAAAGAAGCAAACACUAGAAGGUCAGACCGUGUUCAGAGUUGCAGGCAAGCAAUUUGAAUUGCAGAACGUGGCUUUUGUGCCCAGACAAAAAUGUAGUGAAUGUUGACCACGACUGCAAGCUCAGCGCAUAAGGGAGAGUCAAGAGGGAUACCACAAUUGUCCGAUAUUACCGGCAGCACACUGUUAUAAAUCAUACGAUGCUUUCACAUAAAGAAUGUAGAAUGUAGAAUCGGUUUGCAGACCAUCGAAAUGAAUUUGUUAUGUAUAGGUCCUUUUAGCAUGUCGCACAUUCUGGAUGGCUUUUUCAUUUUCGACUCUGGUUGGCUAAGGGCCAUGGUUUUUUAUUUAUUAAUUGGGUUGUUUUAUUUGAGGAAAUGAGGAAUGAAAAUGAAGCACAGUAACAUUACCAAGAAA